CCCACCCCCGGGCUCCCCUCUGCCUCCCCCCGGCUCCCCGCUCAGCCCGGCACCGCCAUGGGCGGCGGGGCGGCGCGGCCCCGCUGAGCCCCGGCAACCCGGACGCACCGGCAUCCCGGGAACUCGGUAUUCCACGGCAUCCCGGCUCCUCCGUAAACCAGUGUUCCGGCAUCCCGGCAAUUCGGCUCUGCAGCAUCCCGGCUCCUCCGUAACCCAGUGCUCCAGCGUCCUGAGAACCGAGCUCCACGGCAUCCCAGCUUCUCCGUAACCUGGUACUCCGGCAUCCCGGGAACUCGGCUCUGUUGCAUCCCAGCAUCCCGGGAACUUGGUAUUCCGACGCCUCGGGAACUCAAUUCCAUAGCAUCCCUGCCCCUGGGAACUUGGCUCUACUGAUCCCAGCUCCUCCGAUAAUCCCUUACUCUAGCUCCCUGGAAACUCAUACCCGCAGCAUCCCGGCUUCCCUGUAGCUCCCUACUCCUGGCACCCCAGCGCAGAGUACACCUCGGCUCCCCGGCACUCCGGCUUACUCUUAAGCCAGUUCCCCGGGCUCCCCUGUAACUCAGAGCCCCCCGUUUCCCCGCUCCCCGGUACCCCAGGACCUUCUCUCCCCACUAACCCCAGUCCUCCCAGCACCCCAGCCCCACCGUAACUCCGCUCCCUGACACCCGCGCUCCCCCAGGACCGCGACCAUGGCAUUCAUGGUGAAGAGCAUGGUGGGGGGGCAGCUGAAGAACCUGACGGGCGGCUUGGGCGGCGAGGAGAAGAGCGAGGGCGAGAAGUCUCCGGCCGAGGCGCAGGGCAUGACCCGUGAGGAGUACGAGGAAUAUCAACGGCAGCUGGUGGAGGAGAAGAUGGAAAGAGAUGCCCAGUUUGCCCAGCGCAAGGCGGAGAGAGCCACAUUCAGGUCCCACUUCCGAGACAAGUACAGGCUCCCCAAGAACGAAACAGACGACAACCAGAUCCAGCUGGUGGGAGGCGACGUGGAGCUGCCCAAAGAGCUGGCCAAGAUGAUCGAGCAGGACAACGAGGAGGAGGAAGAGAAGAACUCGGUGAUCGGCCAGCUCAGCAACAUCCAGAACCUGGACCUUGAUUCCUUGAAAGACAAAGCUUCAGCCACACUAGAGGACCUGAAGCAAUCGGCUGAGAAAUGCGCCGUGAUGUGACCUGGCUGGACCCUCCCCCCCCCAACCCCCGUCAAGGUGAUGGUGGGGGCAGAAGGGAGGGGACGCAGCGAAGGGUCUUGGCGGUGGCUGUUGCCUGCAGCGGGGACCCCCGCUGGUGUUGUCACCCUUGCCUUGAUGUGAGUCGGGUCCUUCUGAGCCGUGUUGAAGCCCCGAGUCCCUGACCCAGCUGUCCCCGGUGUGUGGUUUUUCGUUUCCUUCUCCGCUCUUGAGGCCAGAGCAAAAAGCCAGCAUGUCCCCCCCCGCCACCCCCCGUGCACCGACGCCUCCUCCUGUGCCCGUGGCAGUGGGUGUCUUUAGCGAGAGCUGGGGGGCGGGUGAGUUUGGAGGGAAGGAAAGCCCCAAGUGACCUUGGCGUGUUAUUGAAGCACAUCGGCAGAAGGCAAAGGCUCUUCCAGCGGAGCGGCGGCUGUACGCCCCGUCUCUGCCUACACGUUUUCACCGAGCCUCCUAGAAAUGACGGGGGAGGCUCCAAUUCGCUUUGCAAGGACGAGGCGCAACGAGAAAUGCCCCCCCCCCUCGCCUCCCCUGUCCCCAUCACGCGAGAAAUAACAUCCCACCCGUGCAAGAAACACCGGCCGCUUUGCCCUUGAGGGCCCCUCUCUGAGGAAGUGGCCAGGAAAGGACCUGCUAUAUGAUCCCAUCCAGCUCGGGACCAGAGGGAUAAAGCCCGAAUUAAUGCCAGGGAAGAAUAACCUGCCCCCGCUUCCCAUUGCUCAUCCCAACCCACCACAGCCCUUUUCCCCGAGCAGCGGUGGCACGCUCUCCGUCUCCCAGGGUGAGAUCCACUCGUGUCCGCGUCCCUUCCAGGAGAAAAACAAAGUGAGAAGGGAAAAAAAACGUCCUCCCCUGUCGUGCUGUAGCUCGUGAGCUGUGUUGCGUGUCUCCCCACCUCCUAUGCUCUCCCCGUGCCGCGGUACUGUUAUAACCGGUGGAAUAAAUACCAGGAGAUGUCUAUGCA
This is a messenger RNA of Chroicocephalus ridibundus (black-headed gull), 2142 nucleotides long. It is a transcript of the gene CPLX3, whose product is annotated as complexin 3. Gene Ontology annotation, cellular component: terminal bouton; SNARE complex. The transcript has 3 exons. Gene Ontology annotation, molecular function: syntaxin binding. Gene Ontology annotation, biological process: neurotransmitter transport; regulation of neurotransmitter secretion; synaptic vesicle exocytosis. The record is from RefSeq and is a predicted model, not a curated record. Bases 690 to 1163 code for a protein of 157 amino acids. Lineage: Eukaryota; Metazoa; Chordata; Aves; Charadriiformes; Laridae.